Linnemannia hyalina is the source of this 768-nucleotide messenger RNA. The record is from the annotation of a GenBank genome assembly. Lineage: Eukaryota; Fungi; Mortierellomycota; Mortierellomycetes; Mortierellales; Mortierellaceae.
AUGUCCAUCGCACAAAAGACAAAGACAAGCUACGCCGACAUCAGGGAUAUUUCCCUGGUAGAUUUCUUGGACGUCGAGACUGAGCGUACUCUGCUCGCGCAUGAACUGUGGAAGGACCAGGCCACCAUCGUCAUCGUGAUCCGUCGCCCCGGAUGCCAGUUCUGUCGUGAGGAGGCCCAGAUCUUUGACGCCCAACGCGAAACCAUCGAGAACGACAUGGGUAUCAAGAUGGUGUGUAUUGUGCACGAGAGGGAGGGCGCGGAUGAGUUCCAGAAGGAGUUUUGGCAUGGAAAGGUCUACCAUGACCAGGCCAAGGACUUCUACAAGGCUCUUGGAAACGGUCGUCUGCGAACGGGAGGAUGGGGGCAGUUGAUUCAUCCUUCGUUCUGGGGAAACUUGAUCCGUAACAAGCGGUCGGGCGUCAAGGGCAACUUUAUUGGCGACGGGAGCAUCCUAGGAGGCGUACUGCUCGUCCAACAAGGAGACCAAGGCUUGGCAUACGAGCACAUCGAGAAGGUCUGGGGAGACAUUGCCCGUGCAGACCGAGUCCUGGAGGCUGCCAGUCGGGUCUCGGGGGUUGCGAUCAACAAGGAGAAGGUUUUGAAGGCUCAGAAGGACCAUCGGGCACUGCAUGAUAAGAUGCAAGCUUCUUCUUUGGCUGCUGGGAAGGGGAAGGCGCAGGAUCAGGGUGGGUCUGAGGGGUCGGCUUGUGCUUUGCCUGAACAAGUGGAGGCUCAACAGCAGCAACAGCAGCAGCAGGGUGUUUGA